GAUUCUUCGAAAAAAAAAAGGAAUCAUUAUUUGACUUCAAACUUCCUGGAACGUAAACAUCCUGCAAUUUAUAGUGCAGCCCUGAUUCCUGAAAACACUGGACUGGCAGUCUGCUGAUUUGAGCGUCAGUGGCUAACAAAACCAGAGGGAGGGCAGAGUGCAGACAGACAGCUACACACUAACAGCUAGAAGAACAGCUAGAAGAACAACACAAGCUUUUGAGUUACACAUUCAAUAUGGAAUAUCAGCAUUGCCUGACAGGAUAAUAGACACUGGCAGCAGGACAACAUUCUGGGGAACCGUACGAACCUCUUUUGAGCUUCGAUAUGCUGUUCUUCUGCAGUUGGUCAGGUUGAAUAUCACCAAACACCUUCAGGUUGAAGCUCCUCCUGGUAGAAUCUGAGGGGCGAUGGGGAACACAGCCAUUAAGUUCCGCAAGGCUCUGAUCAGCGGUGACGAGAGUCUGGCCUAUCAGCUGUAUGAGGGGAGCCCCCAGUUUAAAGAGAGCCUGGACCCCAACACUUCGUAUGGCGAACCCUACCAGCACAACACUCCUCUGCACUACGCCGCCAGGCACGCCAUGACACGACUCAUCAGGUCCUUUCUCUUCAGUAAGGACGGAAACCCCAACAAGCGUAACGUUCACAGUGAGACGUCUCUCCAUCUCCUCUGUAUGGGCCCCCAGAUCCUAAUGGGGGAGGGGGCUCUGCAGCCGCGGCUGGCCCGGCCUGAGCUGGACGAGAUGAAGAGGGCAGAGUGUCUCCAGAUCAUCCUGAAAUGGACCGGAGCCAAGCUGGACCAGGGAGAGUAUGAGAACGCUAACCUCCAUGCUACUGAUAACAAGAAGAAUACAGCGCUGCAUUACGCAGCCGCCGCAGGGAUGAAGAAGUGUGUUGAGAUUCUAGUAAAUAGGGAAGCGGACCUGUUUGCUGAGAAUGAGGACCGUGAGACGCCGUGUGACUGUGCAGAGAAGCAGCACCACAAGGAGCUGGCCCUCAGCCUGGAGUCUCAGAUGGUCUUCAGGGUGACCCCAGAGGGCGUAGAGACAGAGUACACUGCUCUGGACCACAGAGAGCUAUACGAGGGUCUGAGGCCUCAGGAGCUGCGUCGUCUGAAGGACAUGCUGAUAGUGGAGACGGCAGACAUGCUGCAGACCCCCCUCUUUACUGCUGAGGCUCUGCUCAGAGCGCAUGACUGGGACAGAGAGAACCUGCUGGAGGCCUGGAUGUCUAACGCUCAGGAAUGCUGCCAGCGGUCUGGGGUCCACAUGCCCAGUGCUCCUCCUAGUGGGUACAACGCCUGGGACACCCUGCCCUCCCCUCGUACCCCCAGGACCACCCGCUCCUCCAUCACCUCCCCUGAUGAGAUCAGCCUCACCCCCGGGACGACGACUGGGGGCAUCUCAAUAUGUGGUAUCUGCAUGUGCCCCCUCUCUAUCUUCGAGGAACCAGUCGACAUGUCAUGUGGUCACGAGUUCUGCCGAGCCUGCUGGGAAGGGUUUCUGAAUCUGAAGAUCCAGGAGGGGGAGGCUCACAACAUCGUCUGCCCGGCGCACGACUGCUUCCAUCUGGUUCCUGUGGAGGUCAUAGAGAGUGUCGUCUCCAGAGAGAUGGACAAGCGCUACCUGCAGUUCGACAUCAAGGCGUUUGUGGAGAACAACCCAGCUAUCCGCUGGUGUCCCAAGGCGGGGUGUGAGCGGGCGGUCCGUCUCUCAUCCCAGGGUCCAGGUAGCAGCUCCUCGGACCCUUUCAGUCUACCUCUCCUCAGAGCGCCUGCUGUGGACUGUGGCAAGGGACACGUCUUCUGUUGGGAGUGCCAGGGAGAAGCCCAUGAACCAUGCGACUGCCAGACAUGGAAGAUGUGGCUGGCUGAAGUUACUGAGAUGAGACCCCAAGAAUUGGCUGGUGUGAGUGAAGCCUAUGAAGAUGCAGCCAACUGCUUGUGGUUACUGUCAAACGCCAAACCCUGCGCCAACUGCAAGUCCCCUAUUCAGAAGAACGAAGGCUGCAACCACAUGCAGUGUGCUAAGUGUAAGUAUGACUUCUGCUGGAUCUGUCUGGAGGAAUGGAAGAAACACAGCUCGUCUACUGGAGGGUACUACCGCUGUACCCGCUAUGAGGUCAUCAACCAGGUGGAGGAGCAGAACAAAGACAUGACUGUGGAGGCUGAGAAGAAGCAUAAGGGCUUCCAGGAACUGGACCGCUUUAUGCACUACUACACCCGCUUCAAGAACCAUGAACACAGCUACCAGCUGGAGCAGCGCCUGUUGAAGACAGCCAAAGACAAGAUGGAACAGCUGAGCAGAGCCUUGAGUGGAAGAGACGGAGGCCCACCCGACACUACGUUCAUUGAAGAUGCGGUGCUGGAGCUGCUGAAGACUCGCAGCAUACUCAAGUGCUCUUACCCCUACGGCUUCUUCCUGGAGAUCAAAUCCACCAAGAAAGAGAUUUUUGAACUUAUGCAGACUGACUUGGAGAUGGUGACAGAGGACCUAGCUCAGAAAGUCAACCGUCCUUACCUCCGAACUCCCCGUCAUAAGAUCAUCCGAGCGGCCUGUUUGGUGCAGCAGAAGAGACAGGAGUUCCUGGCCUCCGUCGCCCGGGGGGUGGCCCCCAGCGACUCCCCAGAGGCCCCUAGACGCAGUUUUGGAGGUGGAACGUGGGACUGGGAGUAUUUGGGCUUUGCAUCUCCUGAGGAGUAUGCAGAGUUCCAGUACCGGAGGAGACACAGGGAUCGUCAGCAGAGGAGACAGAGAGGGGACAUUCCCCAUCUUGACGACCCUAGCGACAGCACUUUAGCAGACACACAGGAAAUGGGAGGUGGGAGAAGACGAGGUCCCCCCAUGGGCUCAUUGGAUGAGGACGAUCCCAACAUCCUAUUGGCUAUCCAGCUGUCACUCCAAGAGUCUGGGUUGGCGAUGGCCGGGGACACUCCAGAGUUCUUGUCCAAUGAGGCGUCCCUGGGGGCCAUCGGCACCUCCCUCCCGUCCAGAUUGGACGCGGAGCCCCAGGGGGUGGAAGUGGGGCCCCGGGGAGCCAUCAGCAGCUCAGAACUCCUGGAGCUGGAGGAUCGUGUCAUGAGACUAGGCAACAUGGGGAACAUCAGCAGCCAGCGCCUGUAUGAAGGGGUUCCAGGGGUCUAUGCCUUACACCACCACCCAUCCCAGCAGCACUACAGCAAUCACAAUCUCAACCCAUUCAGGGAGCCUUCUUCAGGUGAGGCUCUGUUCUCGUCCUCCAGUGAUACUACGGACUCCACUACCACCACAUCAACGGGGCUCCAGGACCCCUCACACCCCAACACCAACCUGCUGGGCAACAUCAUGGCCUGGUUCCAUGAUAUGAAUCCUCAGAGCAUCACCCUCAUCCCCUCCUCCACCAACACCACCUCCUCGGACACAGACCUAGACUUCAACACGGCAGCACAGACCACGGCCAACACAGCCUCCGUGGAGGAGGAUGUCCAAGCUGACCUCCACCAGCCCCGUGCCAAGCUCCAGAAAGGUGAGGGCGAGCUGGGGGAAGAUGGGGACUGUUUCCCUUUCCUUUCCCAGGGUCUGGAGGAGAAGGAGGCUGAGAGGGAGAGACCCACCCAUCUAGACCUUACGGUGGGGUCAGAGGUCAUGGCCCCGUCCUGCAUGGUGACUACCGGGACAGGGGACAGGGCCGGGGAGAGGCUCGCUGGGGGUAACGUCGUUCACGUAGACACGCCCAUGUGUGACUCUGUGACCUCUGACCUUUUGCCUAGCACCAGCUCUUCAGAAUGGGAGGAGCAGAUACACCUGGUCUGAUUGGUGGGAAAAUCUAAGUGGGAAGAAGAAGAUGCACCUGGUCUGAUUUGUGAUUGGAAGAAAAUUCCGAGUUGGUGGAGCAAAUCCACCUGUUAUGACUCUGAUUGGAGGAAACAUCUGAGUGGGAGGAGCAAACUCUCCUGGUCUGAUGGAAGACAGAAGCCUUCAGAGGGGUCAAACCACUGACAUGCAGAGAGAGAGAGAGGACCAAUCCUGACUGAGAGGGGACAGUAGCCAGUGAUGGUGUUGGAGGAAUUUAAUCCUGACUUGAUUGUAGUGCAGGAGGAGAUAUAUUAUGAUGGGAGUGUAUUUCUCUUUCCAGUGUUUACAAGUACACAUCAAACACUUGAUAGCUGGUCUAUACUGGCAUGAGAUGCCCUCCCGGGGGAAAGACGGACGGAGGACUGGGUGGAUUCCUAAAAAGCGGGAUGGAAGGUGUUUGAAUGAGUGUUAUUGGUAUUAUAUUACCCACAAUUGAUAUUUGCUGAUAAAAUGAUGAACAAGUUGCUUCUUUCAGAUGAUCUGUUUUAGAUUACAACAUGAGGUGAUUAUAGUGCAUUAUUAUAGUGAAUACACUUUGCAGGAGUUUUUGAUCUAGUAUUUUUUUUAUAUUGAUGAUUAAUAUUUUUAAGUGUUUUCCGCUGAAGUAUACUGUAUUGUGUUUGGACUUGGUUCUGAGGGAGGCUGUAAUCAGCUGUACAGGAGAGUUCUGAGGGAGGCUGUAGUCAGCUGUACAGGUGAGUUCUGAGGGAGGCUAUAAUCAGCUGUACCAUGGAAUUCUGAGGGAGGCUGUAAUCAGCUGUACAGGAGAGUUCUGAGGGAGGCUGUACAUGAGAGUUCUGAGGGAGGCUGUAAUCAACUGUACAGGAGAGUUCUGAGGGAGGCCGUACAGGAGAGUUCUGAGGGAGGCUGUAAUCAGCCGUACAGGAGAGUUCUGAGGGAGGCUGUAAUUGGCUGUACAGGAGAGUUCUGAGGGAGGCUGUAAUCAGCUGUACAGGAGAGUUCUGAGGGAGGUGUAAUUGGCUGUACAGGAGAGUUCUGAGGGAGGCUGUAAUCAGCUGUACAGGAGAGUUCUGAGGGAGGUGUAAUUGGCUGUACAGGAGAGUUCUGAGGGAGGCUGUAAUCGGCUGUACAGGAGAGUUCUGAGGGAGGCUGUAAUCAGCUGUACAGGAGAGUUCUGAGGGAGGCUGUAAUCAGCUGUACAGGAGAGUUCUGAGGGAGGCUGUAAUCAGCUGUACAGGAGAGUUCUGAGGGAGGCUGUAAUCAGCUGUACAGGAGAGUUCUGAGGGAGGCUGUAAUCAGCUGUACAGGAGAGUUCUGAGGGAGGCUGUAAUCAGCUGUAUCAUGGAAUUCUGAGGGAGGCUGUAAUCAGCUGUACAGGAGAGUUCUGAGGGAGGCUGUACAUGAGAGUUCUGAGGGAGGCCGUACAGGAGAGUUCUGAGGGAGGCUGUACAGGAGAGUUCUGAGGGAGGCUGAAAUCAGCCGUACAGGAGAGUUCUGAGGGAGGCUGUAAUCAGCUGUACAGGAGAGUUCUGAGGGAGGCUGUACAGGAGAGUUCUGAGGGAGGCUGUAAUCAGCUGUACAGGAGAGUUCUGAGGGAGGCUGUACAGGAGAGUUCUGAGGGAGGCUGUAAUCGGCUGUACAGGAGAGUUCUGAGGGAGGCUGUAAUCGGCUGUACAGGAGAGUUCUGAGGGAGGCUGUAAUCGGCUGUACAGGAGAGUUCUGAGGGAGGCUGUAAUCAGCUGUACAGGAGAGUUCUGAGGGAGGCUGUAAUCAGCUGUACAGGAGAGUUCUGAGGGAGGCUGUAAUCAGCUGUACAGGAGAGUUCUGAGGGAGGCUGUAAUCAGCUGUACAGGAGAGCAAUGCUGUGCUACCUGCUUCUAGUAGUGUUAUUAUCCCAAUAUAACAGUGUACAGUCUGACUGAGCAGAAAAACCUGCUCUCAGUCCCGUCCAGAUCUGCCUAAUGUAUCGCUAAGUUGUUAAGUGUCAAACACUGGCUAACAAAAGCACAGUUUUGUAAUCACCAAGUGGACUCCAAAACGAAUUGUGCCUGCUCAGAUCUAUUCCAUGUUGUUGUACUGAACCCAUUAGAAGACUGUCUGACUGACAGCCUGAUGUCAAGUAUUCAUGAAGAUGGACAAGGCUAGUAGCCCUGAAGGGACAAUAGAGAGGAACAAUCUGCUGCUGUUCACUCCAAUAGGAAAAUAACAGUAGUUAAAGAAGAAUUGGAAUCAGAUAUGUUCUUAGUGUUUUAUACCUAAUAAUGAUGUCACUGGUUCAUUCUGAACUAUUUUAGGGCUGCUUUCUCAGACUUACCCCUUGGUCCUGGACUAAACAUCACU
Salmo salar (Atlantic salmon) is the source of this 6133-nucleotide messenger RNA. Lineage: Eukaryota; Metazoa; Chordata; Actinopteri; Salmoniformes; Salmonidae. The record is from RefSeq and is a predicted model, not a curated record.